This is a messenger RNA of Rhodamnia argentea, 857 nucleotides long. RefSeq lists its product as uncharacterized. NCBI's taxonomy places the organism in Eukaryota, Viridiplantae, Streptophyta, Magnoliopsida, Myrtales, Myrtaceae. The transcript is spliced from 4 exons. The record is from RefSeq and is a predicted model, not a curated record. The coding region runs from base 178 to 675 and encodes 165 amino acids.
UUUGUCAUUGCUUUCUCUUGGAAUGUUUUGAAAGGCAAGCAAGCUCUCUGCCCAUUCGCAGAAGCAGAGGAUUGAAGCAAAAGGCUAAGGAAGGAUGGAGCGAGGGCACACAAAAACAGACCCCUAAAAAGAACGUGAGCCCUCUGCUCGAACUAGUCCGCAAACGACCGAAUUGCUAUGCUACAGUUGCAUAGAAUGAAGAACCAUGGGAGCGUCAAUGGCGGUGGCAGGCCAUCUGCGGAUGAAGACCAGGUCAACGAAGAGGAGGACAUCUCAAGGUUGGCCAUAUCGACUUUGCAAGCUCGGGAAGAAGAGAUUGCGAGGAAGAAGAUGGAGGUCAAGGAGAGAGUGGAACUUCAGUUGGGGCGUGCCGAGGAAGCGACAAGGCGGUUAGCUCAGAUUUGGGAGGAUCUGGAAGAGCUAGCAGACCCCUUGAGGAAGGAAGUCGCGACCGUUCGCAAGAAGAUUGAUGUGGUCAUUCGCGAGCUAAAGCCGCUCGGACAGAGUUGCCAGAAAAAGGAAAAGGAGUACAAAGAAGCCAUGGAAGCUUUCAAUGAGAAGAGCAAGGAGAAGGCUCUACUAAUGACCACAUUAAUGGAGCUUCUAUCAGAGAGUGAGAAGUUGCGGAUGAAGAAGCUUGAGGAGCUGAGCAAGAAUGCAGAGUCUGUGCAUUGACAUAUGAAGAUUCUUCCUGAUAGAAGUGAUCAAGCUAUUCUCAUUUUAAUGCUUGAUACUAUUGUUUCUAUUUGAUCUCACAAGGAUGUAUUUGAACUUUUUCUGUUCUUGGUGAAUGAAUAUUUAUUAUUUAGAGCGAGAACAAUUGUAUUUGAACAUUCGAAAGCACACUGAGCUGUGUA